AUGAAAGCUCCAGCAGCUCAGACGCAAAAUCUCGGUCCGCAGUCGACUUGCUUCGUCUUUUUGCAACCAGAACCAUUCCCACGACAUCUCGAAUAUACAUCUUCGCAAGGUCUCAAAAUCGUCAAGAUGGUUGCCAUGUACAAUAUCGCAGGCCGCCAGGUCGGAUCACACUGGCUGGCUAUUGCUACGCUCAGCACCGCCUUUGGCCUUCCCUUCCUGCUGACUAGAGGCGGUGGAGCCAAAAAAUCACCCACGCCCCCAAUCAACGCCUCAAGCAAGGACGAAGAGAAGUUCAUUCAGGAAUUUUUACAACAGGUGGAGCAAGAAGACAAAGGGAAUAAGAUCUCGGGCAAAGAGGCGCAUUAG
This is a messenger RNA of Fonsecaea multimorphosa CBS 102226, 366 nucleotides long. RefSeq lists its product as uncharacterized. The record is from RefSeq and is a predicted model, not a curated record. Gene Ontology annotation, biological process: proton motive force-driven ATP synthesis. NCBI's taxonomy places the organism in Eukaryota, Fungi, Ascomycota, Eurotiomycetes, Chaetothyriales, Herpotrichiellaceae. The coding region runs from base 1 to 366 and encodes 121 amino acids. The transcript is spliced from 3 exons.